Aureobasidium namibiae CBS 147.97 is the source of this 1227-nucleotide messenger RNA. Its product is annotated as Clavaminate synthase-like protein. The transcript has a single exon. Gene Ontology annotation, biological process: carnitine biosynthetic process. Lineage: Eukaryota; Fungi; Ascomycota; Dothideomycetes; Dothideales; Saccotheciaceae. The record is from RefSeq and is a predicted model, not a curated record. Gene Ontology annotation, molecular function: oxidoreductase activity. Gene Ontology annotation, cellular component: mitochondrion. The coding region runs from base 1 to 1227 and encodes 408 amino acids.
AUGAACCCAUUGGAAACUAUCAAAAUCGAUAACCCCGCCAACAGAGGUGUAAGACAAACAUUCGACAACGUCUUUCUUCGUGAUUCUUGCACCUGCGCUCAGUGUGUAGACACAUCGACGCGCCAGAAGCGCUUUGAUUCUGCCGAUAUACCUUCGAACAUCAGAAUCAGGCAUAUGACGUCUGACGCAAGCAACGGCACCAUCACACUUACCUGGAAGCACGACAUCCCUGGCUUUGGUCCAGAUCACACGACGGUCCUGCCCUAUAAAUGGCUCAAGCAGGCGCCACACUCACCUGUGACCCACACCUAUCAGGACGGGAAACUAGCUUGGAAUAACAAGCAGAUCUCGAAAAGGGUCAAGACCUUUGCCUACAACGAUUACAUGUCGGACGACAGGGUACUCUUCGAUCUCUUACUACAACUAAAAGUGUUGGGUCUCGUGUUCAUCAAGAAUCUUCCCGAAACGGAGUCAUCGAUCAUCCAGACAGCCAAUCGCAUUGGGCCAUUGAAAAACACCUUCUAUGGCGAGACGUGGGAUGUGCGAAGCGUCUCGAACGCGAAGAAUGUUGCUUAUACUGAUGUACACCUCGGCUUCCACAUGGACCUUCUCUACAUGCAGCAGCCUCCCAGACUGCAACUCCUCCACUGCCUCCGUGCAUCUGAACAUGGCGGUGCUUCGUUGUUCAGUGACUCGUACCGAGCUAUGCAGCAGCUUUAUGAUUUGGAUCAGGCUGCAUUCCAGGCUCUCGUGGACAUACCAGUCAAUUUUCAUUACGACAACGACAACCACCACUACUUCCGUAGUCGGCGUACCUUCCAAUUGCAAGAGGGUACAACCAAGAUUCCCCAAGGCUCGGACAAGGUCUGGACAUAUAUGGAGGCGGUCAACUGGGCACCACCAUUCCAAGCGCCCUUCAACCAUACCGAGGGUGAUAUUGCACUGGCCAGAAGCAUGCGAGCAUGGCAUGGAGCGGCACAAACGUUCCGAGACUUGACAGAACUCGAGACGGCAGUGUACAAACGACAAAUGGAACCCGGUGAGUGUGUGAUCUUUGACAACCGUCGUAUCUUGCACGCCAGAACAGCAUUUGCUGGCGGUGAGAGAUGGCUGAGAGGUGCUUACCUGGACGAUGAUCCGUAUCUGAGCAAGAUGCGAGUGUUGGAAAAGAACCCCAAGCACGCGAUGAGCGUACAAGCUCCGGCCAAAAGAAAGCCGAGUGUGUAA